UGCUGAUCAAGUCGGGCUGGGUAUCAGUCAGCAGGUGAUUCUCUAUCCGGACGGGCUUAAACAACGAUAUACUGCGCAUCUGCCCCCAGGAGGGCUCCUGCGGCUGGCUCUGGGGCCCGGAGGCGGGGCCUGUUCACUCUCCGCAGCUGCGGCUAUAAAUCGGCUCCGGCGGACUCGUGGUUGUGCUGAGUGCAGCGCAGCGCUGGAGUGGGGCAGGUGCGGCUAUGGCAGCCGGAGGGAUGGUGGGCCUGCUGCUGCUGGUUUCACUGCUGGUAAUGCCUGGAGCCCGAGGAGCAGAACACUGUGGGGAUGGCGAGUACUUAGCCGAAGAUCACUGCUGUGUAUUUUGUCCAGCAGGUACUUACGUUGCUCAGCACUGCAGAGCUCCGCAUUCGAGAGGAAUAUGUGUCCCUUGCACCGAAGGAGUAGGUUAUACCGCACAUGAGAACGGCUUGGAUGAAUGCUUGUCAUGCAGACAGUGCAAAGAUGAUCAGACAAUUUUGAGAUCCUGUACUCCAACACAUGAUACUGAAUGCCGAUGCAAACAAGGGUAUUUCUGCCCUGCUGAGGGCUGUGAAAUAUGUCAUAAAUGCAGUACAAUGUGUCCGGAAGGAAAAAAAAUUGUGCAGACUUGCAAUGCCACUAUGGACCUAGGAUGUGGCUUACCUGAUCAAGGAAGCACAGUUCAUGUUUGGAUUUUUAUUGUGAUAAGUUUGUUCCCUCUGGGGUUUUUGCUGUUCUGUCUAUGUAGACGGCUAAAGUGUAAUAAAGCUGCUUCACCUGAUAAAGAUGCAGAGAAGGGUCUGGAGUCUGAGGGCAGUACUGAAAGCCUUAUUUUACCAGAAGUGGAGGCACCAGCAAACAACACAGUCAACCCAGAUGAUGAGAACUCUGAGAGCCCAGAAGGCCAAGUGCAAACCAGUGUUAACCUGGAAGUGAAAAACACAUCACCAGAGAAUAGUGUUGUACUCUCUGAGAGGAGCACCAAUCUGUGUGGCAUGAAGCGCCAGGUAGAAAGGUGCUGGAGAAGGAUUGCUGAGUCAUCACGACCAGGAAAGACUGGGCAGAAUCCUGCUUUUCAUCAGAAUGCCCCAUCUAAAGGCCAGAAAGUUAGGAUGCCAGCAAAUCAUAUGAUACGAGAACCACAGUGUCAAAUAAUUGUUAAAGAUCUCUCUCAAAAAGAACUGAGUGAUAGCUAUUUGGUCUUUAUAGAAGAAGUACCACAGAAAAAAUGGAAGAGGUUUAUGAGAAAACAUCUGGAGGAAAAUUCUAUUAAUAAAACUGUUCAUAACUUUCCUAAUGAUAUAGAAGAGCAAUAUUAUCAGAUGCUCCUCCUCUGGAAAAACUCACUGGGGGAGAAACAGUCUAUUAUUAAGCUACUGGAUGAGUUAAGGCAAGUAGAUACCAGGGCUUAUCAUAAUGUAUUGAACACUUUAAAAAGUAAGAAUAUUAUAAAUAAGAUAGAAGCCACAGAUUAAUAUUUGCAGCAAACUUGGAUAAUGUUCUUUUGUACAUAUACAUGUCUACAAACUUCCUUUAAAUGAGGACAUCAACAAACCGCUAGGAAAAGCGGUGGCAUGGCAUCCUCACCUUCAGACAGGGAGCUGGAAGUGAUUUAACGCUGUCAGUGUUCACACGGGCUCUGGUUGAGAUGUUCACUAAGGUCUUUUGAGUUGGAUUAAACUCAGGCGCCAGAUGCCAGUUUGUGAGCGAGGAGCUCCCGCUCGUGUUUUCCCUUUGUGUGAGGCAAAGCCAUGCUUUUUUUUGAGACCAGGCAGUCGGAGCAAAGAGGCUGCCGCUUUCUGAGAAGAUUGCUAUGCUUUGUUUCCUGAGCAAUUGUGUUUCGCUUUGUACUGGCACAUAACUGUUACGUUUGAAGCACAGCAAUAAAAACCUGGCUGAGGCAUAA
This is a messenger RNA of Melopsittacus undulatus (budgerigar), 1909 nucleotides long. RefSeq names its product tumor necrosis factor receptor superfamily member 6-like. The coding region runs from base 225 to 1478 and encodes 417 amino acids. Gene Ontology annotation, cellular component: CD95 death-inducing signaling complex; membrane raft; external side of plasma membrane. NCBI's taxonomy places the organism in Eukaryota, Metazoa, Chordata, Aves, Psittaciformes, Psittaculidae. The record is from RefSeq and is a predicted model, not a curated record. The transcript is spliced from 11 exons. Gene Ontology annotation, biological process: regulation of stress-activated MAPK cascade; motor neuron apoptotic process; extrinsic apoptotic signaling pathway in absence of ligand. Gene Ontology annotation, molecular function: tumor necrosis factor receptor activity; protein binding.